AUGCCGCCGCGCAAAUCGGAUGCGCGCAAGAGCGACGCCCCGGUCGUCGUCGCGGCACCACCUCCUCCUCCUCCUCCAUCGUCAGCAUCACCAGCGGCUCCGGCUCCGGCUCCGGCACGGACUGCGCCCGACGACGACAAUGACACCAGCACGCCCCAAACGCCGGGCAACGGCCAGGCCCAGCAGCCUGCGGCCUCGUCGGACAAGAGAGACAAGGACAAGGACGCAGUCACCAUUGAAGACCUGACGCUGCCCAAGUCAAUCAUCACGCGGCUGGCAAAGGGAGUCUUGCCGCCAAACACCCAGAUCCAGGCCAAUGCCAUCCUGGCCAUGAGCAAGGGCGCCACCGUCUUCAUCAGCUACCUGGCUUCGCAGGCCAACGAGCAUACCACCAGUGCCAACAAAAAGACCAUUUCCCCCGCCGACGUCUUCAAGGCCCUCGAUGACACCGAGUUUGGCUUUUUGCGCGCGCCUCUCGAGGCCGAGUUUGCGAAAUACAACGCCGUGCAGACGGAGAAGCGGUCGUCGUACCGGCAAAAGGUCCGGGCGGCCAAGGACGGCCCCUCCAAGGGCGACGACACCGACCUGGCCGACACGACGGCGGCGUCGGAGCCAGCCGCCAAGCGGCCCCGCGUAGCGUCGCGCGACAACGCUGAGACGGAAGACGAGGACGAGCCCGACGCCGAGGACGACGACGACGAUGAGGAUGAGGACGAAGAUGAGGACGAAGAUGAAGAGGAGUAUGAGGAAGCGGCAGGGGCGAGCGGGGAUGAGACGCAGGAUGCGCUCGAGUCGCGGGCCGAGGAGGGCGAUGACGAGCCGGACGAGGCCUUGGAUGGAGACGAGAGCGACUGA
This is a messenger RNA of Hirsutella rhossiliensis, 855 nucleotides long. Its product is annotated as histone-like transcription factor (CBF/NF-Y) and archaeal histone domain-containing protein. Gene Ontology annotation, cellular component: epsilon DNA polymerase complex; CHRAC. Gene Ontology annotation, biological process: leading strand elongation; heterochromatin formation; DNA damage response. Lineage: Eukaryota; Fungi; Ascomycota; Sordariomycetes; Hypocreales; Ophiocordycipitaceae. Bases 1 to 855 code for a protein of 284 amino acids. The transcript is spliced from 5 exons. Gene Ontology annotation, molecular function: chromatin DNA binding; protein heterodimerization activity. The record is from RefSeq and is a predicted model, not a curated record.